Drosophila arizonae is the source of this 3537-nucleotide messenger RNA. RefSeq names its product trypsin-like serine protease domain-containing protein masquerade (gene mas). The record is from RefSeq and is a predicted model, not a curated record. Gene Ontology annotation, biological process: proteolysis. Gene Ontology annotation, molecular function: serine-type endopeptidase activity. NCBI's taxonomy places the organism in Eukaryota, Metazoa, Arthropoda, Insecta, Diptera, Drosophilidae.
CUGGCUUUCGCAAGGUGCAGUUGCCCCGGCACUAAGAACGAUUCUUGCAACGCGAUGAGCUAACUUUUAUACAAUUGAACAAAGUGAAAUGAGAAAUUUAAGAAAUAUGGGAACUUCCCAAGGAAUACUUUACACACUGAGUCUUUGUCUGCUGCUAUUGGGCAGCAAGCCGUUUGUUGGAGCCCAGGAUGAAUCAUUGGCGGGCAGCUUCCUCUCCGGUCUGUUGGAUACGAUCACCAGCACAGCGGAUGCCAAGGAUUGCCCAGGUGUUUGCGUCCAUACACUGGCCACGCUCAUUUGCUAUGAGGUGCUCGACGACGUUCCCUGCCCCUCGCCAAGCAUGAAGUGCUGCAUAGAGAAUGCGCCUGGCAAAAAUGUAACCGCCGUGACCACUCCUAGAACCACGACAACCACUGCCAGCAGCAGCACCACACAGCGCAGCACCACGACUGUGAGCAGCACCACUAAACGCAGCACUACAACUACAACGACAACCACAACGCCUAAGCCGAAGCCAAAGCCGCAGCCGAAGCGUCCAGCUACCACCACCACCACCACAACCACCAAGAAACCCGCUGCUACCACCAAAAAGACCACGACGAGCAAACCCAAGGAUAAGGUGGAAGCCAGCAAAACGGAAGAUGAGAAUAAGAAUUGCACGGGCGUCUGUGUGGCGGAUCGCAUAGCGGAAUACUGUGAGGCUUACUUGACCAGUGGUGGUCUCUGCAAGGAGGGCACCAAGUGCUGCGUCUCCCUGGAUGAAUACUCCAAUGGCAAACUGCCCAAGGACAUAUACAUACCAGCCAAGCACAUGAGCAAUCUGAAGGGCAAUCAAACUCUGCCCAAGCCCGCAACCAGCAAGACGACUAGCACCACAACAACMACGACUAGCACCACAAGCACCACCACCACUACGCCCGAGCCAGCGCGCACCAAGACCCACAACAAUAACAACAGCCACGCGCAGAGCAAACCCACCAAGCAUAAGAAGACCACCACAACUACCACAACAGAAGCUGCCGCCCAGGAGGAGGAGGAGGAGGAAGAGGAGGAGGAAGAAGAAGAGCAAACUUCAAGCAAUAACAAUAGCAACAAAAACAAACUGAAGUCUGGUCAGGAUCAAGGCCAAGUGCUGAAGGAAUGCGAGGGCGAGUGCAUGAACGGCAUCUUUGCCAUCUUCUGCGAUGAGAUCGAUUCCGAUGCCUUCUGUCCCGGCGAGGGUAGCUGCUGUAUAACGAGCACUGCCUCCGAGUCGACACCUGCUAAGCCGGCGUCGCCCAGCAAGCCAGCCACCAAGAUCGCCAACAAGCCGGCCGCUAAGCCAGCAGCUAAGCCUGCACCACCACCACCACCAGCAAGUACGGCCACCCAGUCUGGUGGAGAUUUGCUCUCCCAGUUCAUAUCCUUUGCCGAAAGCACACUGAACUCACCUGCACCACCACCACCACCGCCUGCACCGCCCGCCGUGCAGCGUUGUCCGGGCUUCUGUCUGCUCAUGCUCAUGGCCGCCUUCUGCGAACGUCCCUCCGUCUUAUUAACGACUCCCACGACCUGCUCCAAGGGCUCAGUUUGCUGUGAUAACUCACGUUCUGGUGCGCCCAAGCCGAAAUUGCCGCCACCAACGGCGCCGCCAACGCCAUCACCCACAGCACCACCCUACGUGCUGCCCCAUACGCCCAGUCCAGAUCCACGCGAGGAAUGCCCCGGCUCCUGCAUUGUCAGCCUGCUUAGCUUCACCUGCUUCAAAAACGCCGAGAUGACAGAUUUGUUUAGAUGCAAGCGCUCCGGUCAGAUCUGUUGCGCGCCCAAGAGCAAAAUCUUGGAGAAGCAGCAGUUCCAGACACGCAAUGACACCUCCUACUUCAACUAUCCGCCGCCGUAUGCACCACAGCCACCGAUGCAGCAGCCACCACCGCCACCGUACGCACCCACCAACUACAUGCCUAAUCAGCCCCAAGGUCCACCACCACCUCCGCACCACGCGCAUGUCUAUCAGCCGGGAUUGCCUCCACCGCCCAGCUAUGCGGAUUAUUAUGGACCCGCACCUGGACCGCAGCCCGCAUUGCCGCCAUCUGCUCCACCCGCACCACCGACAACAACAACGACCACCACGACAACCACGCCACGUCCGCACGUCUACUCCAAGUACGUGUGUGGCGUCAAGGGCACCUUGCGUACGGGUCGCUCCCGCAGCUCGCCCGCUCUCAACUAUGUCUCCUAUGCGCGGGCCAAGUACGGCGUACAGCGCACGGCCAGACAGCUGUCGACAACCUAUGCUGGCGGCAGUGGAACCAUUAACAAGUCAAACGAACGCCUGGUGCUCGGCUCCGCCAUUGUGCCCAUUCAGAUUCACAAUGACAAGCUGGGCGACCUGGUGGGCAGCAGCGGAGUUCAGAGCAAUCAGCUGCGCUCCUAUCACGAUCAGCCAGAGCUGUCGUCGUCGUCGGCGAUUGUCUAUCCGGAAUACUAUCAGCACAACAGCUACUCGAGUCCCGGACAGCUGUCGGCCAACUACAGCACUCGACGUCGUGCGCGCGUGGUUGGCGGCGAGGAUGGAGAAAAUGGCGAGUGGUGCUGGCAGGUGGCGCUCAUCAAUUCGCUCAAUCAGUAUUUGUGUGGUGCAGCGCUCAUUGGCACUCAGUGGGUGCUGACUGCAGCGCAUUGUGUUACCAACAUUGUUCGCUCCGGCGAUGCGAUCUACGUGCGCGUGGGUGACUACGAUCUGACACGUAAGUAUGGCAGUCCGGGCGCCCAGACGCUGCGCGUGGCCACCACGUAUAUACACCACAACCACAAUAGCCAAACGCUGGACAACGACAUUGCGCUGCUCAAGCUGCACGGCCAGGCGGAGCUGCGAGAUGGCGUCUGUUUGGUUUGCCUGCCGGCACGUGGUGUCAGCCAUACGGCGGGCAAGCGCUGUACGGUCACGGGCUACGGAUACAUGGGCGAAGCUGGCCCCAUUCCGUUGCGUGUGCGCGAGGCGGAGAUACCCAUUGUCAGCGAUACGGAGUGCAUUAGGAAGGUGAACGCGGUCACGGAGAAGAUCUUCAUACUGCCCGCUUCCAGCUUCUGUGCCGGCGGCGAGGAGGGACACGAUGCCUGCCAGGGCGAUGGCGGUGGCCCGCUGGUCUGCCAGGACGAUGGCUUCUUCGAGCUGGCCGGCCUCGUCUCUUGGGGCUUCGGCUGCGGUCGGGUGGAUGUGCCCGGUGUUUAUGUGAAGGUCUCCUCGUUCAUAGGCUGGAUCAAUCAGAUAAUAAGCGUCAAUAAUUUAUAGUUGGCCGAGCCAAAGCUAAGUUGGAACCCCGCACUUGUAGCACACUCCUCUCAUCCUUGAUUCGGGAAUGGUCUAUGACUGAGGCUUGGGUUCCCCAAAACCAAUAAUGGGUCUCCGGCAACCUAACCACGACUGUUAACGUAAACCCAAUCCUAGUGUAAUCUAACUCACAUCUACUAACACUACACCCCCCUCCCCCCUCGUAGAACAAACAAAGUAUUCCCCUGAUCCCCUCUUACUAUACUUAUAUACGAUAUAAAUAA